This is a messenger RNA of Drosophila biarmipes, 1820 nucleotides long. RefSeq names its product pyruvate dehydrogenase E1 component subunit alpha, mitochondrial. The transcript is spliced from 5 exons. Gene Ontology annotation, cellular component: intracellular membrane-bounded organelle. The coding region runs from base 235 to 1434 and encodes 399 amino acids. The record is from RefSeq and is a predicted model, not a curated record. Gene Ontology annotation, molecular function: pyruvate dehydrogenase (acetyl-transferring) activity. Lineage: Eukaryota; Metazoa; Arthropoda; Insecta; Diptera; Drosophilidae. Gene Ontology annotation, biological process: pyruvate decarboxylation to acetyl-CoA.
GCAUCGAUUGGCCCUCCAGCGACGUUGCCGAUUCGCCAGCCCUGCGUUGUUGUGCAAUAUUUUAGUGAUAAACCAAUCUCGCUAUUUUCCGCGACUGCCCAGCUUACAACGACGCGCGGCGCUGAGACGGAGACCCGACGACGAACAGCCUGCGAUUACAACAGAGCCGCACCAUCCCCAGCCACAGCCCACAGCCCACAGUCCAGCCAGUCGAGCCACAACAACACAGCGAGAAUGUUGCGUACUCUGUCGCGCGCCAGCGAGCUGCCCCUCAUUGUUAAGCAACUGCAGAAGAAUGCAGCGCAGGCCGGAGUGUCGAGGAGCAACAACUAUGCCACGGAGGCCACCGUGCAAGUGAACCGGCCCUUCAAGCUGCACCGCCUGGACGAGGGACCCGCCACGGAAGUCAAGCUGACCAAGGACCAGGCCCUCAAGUACUACACACAGAUGCAGACGAUCCGUCGCCUGGAGACGGCCGCCGGCAAUCUGUACAAGGAGAAGAUCAUCCGCGGCUUCUGCCACCUGUACUCCGGCCAGGAGGCCUGCGCCGUGGGCAUGAAGGCGGCCAUGCGGGAUGUGGACAACAUCAUCUCGGCGUACCGGGUCCAUGGCUGGACCUACCUGAUGGGCGUCCCGCCCAGCGGCGUGCUGGCUGAGCUCACGGGUGUCCAGGGCGGCUGUGCCCGCGGCAAGGGCGGCUCCAUGCACAUGUAUGCCCCCAAUUUCUACGGCGGCAAUGGCAUCGUGGGUGCCCAGGUUCCCCUGGGUGCUGGCGUUGGGCUGGCCUGCAAGUACAAGGGCAACGGCGGCAUGUGCCUGGCGCUCUACGGCGACGGUGCUGCCAACCAGGGCCAGGUGUUCGAGGCCUACAACAUGGCCUACCUGUGGAAGCUGCCCGUGAUCUUCGUCUGCGAGAACAACAACUACGGAAUGGGCACCAGCGCGGAGCGUGCGUCCUGCAACACGGACUACUACACCCGCGGCGACGCCCUGCCCGGCAUCUGGGUGGACGGCAUGGACGUGCUGGCCGUGCGCAGCGCCACCGAGUUCGCCAUCAACUAUGUGAACACCCAUGGACCUCUGGUGCUGGAGACGAACACCUACCGGUACUCCGGCCACUCGAUGUCCGACCCGGGCACAUCGUACCGCACGCGCGAGGAGAUCCAGGAGGUGCGCCAGAAGCGCGAUCCCAUCACCUCCUUCAAGGAGCUGUGCAUCGAGCUGGGUCUGAUCACCGCCGACGAAGUCAAGGCCAUCGAUCUGAAGGUGCGCAAGGAGGUGGACGAGGCCACCGCCUUCGCCAAGUCCGACUCGGAGCUGGGCGUGAGCCACCUCUGGACGGACGUCUACUCGAACAACCUGGAACCCAAGCUGCGCGGCACCAUCGCCUACGACAUCGAUCACAUCCAGGAGCGCAAGGGCGUCAAUCACUAAGUCAGUCGGGCCAACGAAUCUGAUUCGGGAACACUCACAGGAGACUCACACAAAAUCGAAAACAAAACCAACAGGACACCACCACAACACCACAACAAUCACAGACAGACACGAAGACACCACUCAGACACUUAGACACAAGCGAAAUCUCUAGCUCUUAAGCCGAAAGUUGAAUGAUGAGAAGCCCGUAGACCGGACCCGGAUGCGGAUCCGAAUUCGGACCCGAGGAGAACCCACAAGAAGCUUAGCUAAUCGGAGCACUGCAACCACAUCGUAGCGCACCACAUUACUCUGGGGAACUGCAUUGGAUAUUAUAUUGCGAACGUGUUCAAUACGGAUAAAGCGAGGUGUAAAUUGUUGAAAAUAUACUUACCUAGAAAAAUUUA